AUGGAUAGGACCCCUGGUUUUGUAAACCUACUGAAUAGCCAAACCUCAUAUGACCUUAAUUCACCCGAACCUGCUUGGUUCAGUAGCCAAUGUCCAGAUGAGUCUGCCGCCAAGGAGAUGAGGAAAUGUUCUCCAAAAGAGGAUAAAAUCGUUAUUGGUGCUUGGCUUAACACCAGUAAAGACCAUGUGGUCAGCAACGAGCAGAAAGCUGGUGCUUUCUGGAAGAGGAUUCAAGACUACUACAACUCAAGCCCUCACCUGGUUGGGACAACACCUAGAGAGCUUGUUCAGUGCAAGCAAAUGUGGUCUAGGAUUAACGAUCAAGUCUUCAAGUUUGUUAGAUGCUUUGAAGCGGCUCUGAGGGAGCAGAGAAGUGGUCAAAAUGAUGAUGAUGUGAUGAAAGCUGCCCUAGAUAUCUUCUACAACGACUACUCCAUCAAGUUCAACCUGGAACAUGCCUGA
This is a messenger RNA of Brassica napus (rape), 462 nucleotides long. Its product is annotated as glutathione S-transferase T3-like. The record is from RefSeq and is a predicted model, not a curated record. Lineage: Eukaryota; Viridiplantae; Streptophyta; Magnoliopsida; Brassicales; Brassicaceae. The transcript has a single exon. Bases 1 to 462 code for a protein of 153 amino acids.